Moneuplotes crassus is the source of this 1952-nucleotide messenger RNA. Lineage: Eukaryota; Ciliophora; Spirotrichea; Euplotida; Euplotidae. The record is from the annotation of a GenBank genome assembly.
UUGUAAGACUAUUAUGUUUGUCCUUGCUACUGCUAUCAAAUUCAAUGAAUAGGCAUCAAACUAAUGUGCUAUAGAAUGUCUAAAAAUAAGAAGCAAAAGGUUAUGAAAAAGAAAAAACAAAAGAAGAAAGUCAAUAUUGAUGAAAUAUUUAAUCCUCCUUCUUUGAAACUUAAUGAAAUGCAAGAAAAGGCUAAAAUAACUAGUGAUAGCAUCCUUGCUCAGCAUUUUACAGUCACUCAUGGUCAUAAAGCUUGUGUUGAAUGCCAGAAGAUAACUAAAUCGUUGAAGAUUACUCAACUGCUGAAAGAAGCAAAUCUGCACCCCAAUGCUCUUGAGUACCUCAAGCAUAAAUACCCUUUUGGAUGUAGUCAAAAUUUUCGAGAAGCUCCAUUUGGAGCUUCUAUGGUGACUAAUGUACCAAAAACCAUUCUGUCUAUGCUUGAAGGAGCCAUUACAAAAGUCAGGCCUUUAUUUUUAAAGAAUGAAGUUCAUAUCACAGAUCCAGAUAACUCAAUCAAGAAAUUCAGGAGACAACUGACUAAGAGGAAACAAGAUCCACAUAGUUGCUCUAUUGAAAGAAUUCUAGACAACAAACAGUCCAAGGAUAGCUUAUUACCACAAAUCCAGCAGGACUAUCUUCUUGAAAAAUCUGAGCUCAUCCAGAAGUUAACAGUAAAGGAUGAAGUCAAGAAAAUGAUUCUAGGGAAGCUUGUUGGACCAGCUAUUAAAAAGAAGAAAUCUAUAAAGCAACUUGAAGAAUCUUCUGAACAAGAGCCUCAAGUUGAAAUCCAAGAGAACUUAGAAGCAUCUGAGCAGCAGAUUUUGCACAGAAAAUUAGAAAUACAAAAGAAAUAUAGAGAAAAGAGCGAUCAGAGGGCCAAAAGAAUUAAGCAGCAAGAACAAGAAAUCAGUAAAAUAAGAGCUUCAUGUCCUCUGUUUGCGAAACUUAAAGAAAUUGAUCACAAAUUAAAAUAAAGAAGAGGUUGAUCGGAUUUCCUCAGUUAUGAGCCAUAAGAAGCCAAGAGUAUCACCCCAUGGUGAAAUACUGAAGCAUAUCUCGAAUUAUAGUGCACAGAAAUAGCAAGAUGAUAGCUAGAUUCAGGGAGAAAAGACUGUCUUCUUACCCAAUAAAAGGGACUAGGAAUCAUGCAUAUUCGUCAAAUUCCAAGACAGUUAUUUCAAAAUUUAGAAGCACAGCUUUGGCAUGGAAGGAGAAGAUGGAGAAAUACUCUACUGCUAUCUCCAAUCAGAAAAAGCGCAAAUGGUAUGGUGAAAAGGUCAAGAAGGAAAUUCCCAUAAAGAUUUCAGAGAUUAAACGCAGAGAGAUGGGUAAAUUAUAAAGCAAAUGGCUCUCCAAAUGAAACCAUCAAUUGACCAAAUUAAAAAUUUGGUCAAAAGAAAACCGAAUAUGCUACUAAAGCCAAGAAGGAAGAGAAGAUAUCAGUUAAAUGAGAAGACAACAGAAAAUAAUAGUAGUUUUUAUGAAAAAUUACCUUCAGACACUAAUUCUAAUCUGGACACUAAGUCUUCUAAAAAUCUUCUUUUCACACAAGAGCCAUCAAAACGUCUAAACCUUGACUUAUCUUCUAAAGGGAUUUUCCAAAAGAACAAUCUCUUGAAGAAGCCAGAUAGGAAGAAGCUAACAACUACUACGAAAGAUCUGAAAUCUCAGGCUGAACUUCUUAAUUGAACACCUGAGUAUACUUCUAAGGAGAAAAGAAGUCUUCCGUACAAAUCAAGGCUUUGGAACAGUGAAAUUUCUUCAGGAAAUAGAAGUGGAGGCACUUCUUUCCUCAAUAAGUCACUGGACUUACAGAAGAGAGUCCGGUUCAAAGAACAGCUGACUAACUCCCUGGACGCCCUCCGGGGCGGCCAGGAAGUGAAUGAGAUGUUGAUCGACUGCAUACUCUAUAAGGUAAAGUUUCUCAAUGAGCUAUAAUAUCUUAUUUCAA